Messenger RNA from Phalaenopsis equestris, 1300 nucleotides. RefSeq lists its product as uncharacterized. The transcript has 5 exons. The record is from RefSeq and is a predicted model, not a curated record. NCBI's taxonomy places the organism in Eukaryota, Viridiplantae, Streptophyta, Magnoliopsida, Asparagales, Orchidaceae. Bases 358 to 948 code for a protein of 196 amino acids.
GAGUGGUUGAAGGCACGGCACGCCCAUGUAAAAUUGGAACAAAUUUCUUUUACCAAAUUGAAACGCGAUUCGCCACAUUUGCUUUUUAGCAAGCCAAAGCAUCAUCCAAUUUUAUGUACUUCUUCAUAAUUCCUUACGAAAUUGCCCCUAUACUACUCGAUUGCGACCCCCGGCAACUGUUUGAUAAAAUUCCUAGCUAGUUUCGAAAACAAAAACUUUGAAUUGCUCCUUGGAUGUCUGCUUCUUCCGACUACUGUUGGAUACAAUUUCUUGUAAUCCUUCGAAGCUGGUAAGGCAGAACUCGCAAACUUCCUCUUAUUUUCUUCGAAUCAAACUCUCUAAGGAUCCAGCAAAUCGAUGAUGGGAAUAGAGAAGAGGGAUAACGAUCCUUCUUGGAGCAUGCCUGGGGACAAAGGCUUCGCCGGAAGGCCCAAAUACGAUGUACUCGGCCUGAUCUUCGAAGAAGUGAAGGGAAAGCCAGAUGAAGCUGAUGGCUUCGUCUCCCUUGACAUCGAGACUCUCUCGCUCCUUGCCGCAGCCUCAGCUUCAUCUCCUCCAAUUGUUGGCUCAGGUGAUCAAGAAUCGAUCGCCGGAACCCAAGCUUCUUUCAAGAAGACUGCCUUUAAAAAAGAAUCACAGGGCGGAGGAGAGAGAAGGAAGGCGGAUUCCGUCGCCGCUGCUGCGGAUAGAGAAAGUUUGUCUGUUCUAAUACACGUGGCAAGCGAAGGAGACGCCACUCUGCUGAUUCCUCAAAAGACCUCUUCAGAAGCAGUCGUCGGAGCUGGCGGGCGCAAUAGGCGCAUCGCUGGUCGGCGGCAGGGCCUGCGGCUCGAUCCCCGGCGAGUCGUCGUGUUGUUCGCCGCCUUGUCCAGCAUGGGAACACUGAUUCUUCUAUAUUUUACACUCUCACUUGGGAAGAUGCCAGACGGCAACACCAAUGCUCAGUGAUCUAUGUAUAGCACAAAGAAACAGGAAGCACCUUAGUGCUGUCGUUUUUCCAGUGCUGUAGCUGGAAUACCUUAAUUUCCUAGCGAUCCACAUGCCUUACUCAUUGUAAUAUUUGAAGCAUUCUAGCUUCUUUCUUUUAUUUAUCUUCUUCUAGCAUGAGUUGUAUGUAAACUGGGAUUUCUUUUUGGCCAUUUUUUUGGGUCAGCUACAUGGCUAGGAUUUUGUUUUGAGGUGCAUUAGUGCAAAUCCUCUACAUUGUGGGGAAGUUCAUAGACUGUUAGGCCCAAUGUAUUUUCUUGGUAGCAUUAACUUAGACAAGCAGAUUUUUAAUGAAGAUAUGGGUUAGUGGAUC